Molecule: messenger RNA, 323 nt
Organism: Bursaphelenchus xylophilus (pine wood nematode)
Lineage: Eukaryota; Metazoa; Nematoda; Chromadorea; Rhabditida; Aphelenchoididae
Source: the annotation of a GenBank genome assembly
AUGGUUGACGUCGAUGAAACAAUUAAACGAAUCCAAUCCCAGAAAGGAGUUACUGGUGUUCUGAUUAUGGACAUAAAUGGUAAUGUUGCUUUCUUUCUUAUCGAUAUCUUUUAGGGAGGCCAAUUAGAUCCACAUUUGAUGAGGAGGCGACCGCUCAAUACUCUGAUCAUCUUCACGAACUUUGUGAUAAAUCCCGUAACGUCGUCAAGGAUCUCGACCAAACGAACGACCUCUCUUUCUUGAGGUUGCGUACAAAGAACAACGAGAUUAUUGUGGCUCCCGAUCGUGAUUAUCUUAUAGCCGUGGUUUCGAACAAACCUUGA